UUUGCUCUUUGAGUUAAGUUUCUCUGCUUGUAUUGUAGCUCACAUACUCGCUAUGUCUGAAACUGCUCCCGCCGAGACUCCUGCUCCUGCUCCCGUGGAGAAGUCUCCCGCCAAGAAGAAGACGACAAAAAAGGCUGGCACAACGAAGCGGAAGGCCACCGGUCCCCCGGUGUCCGAGCUCAUAACUAAGGCUGUGUCUGCCUCCAAGGAGCGCAGCGGCGUGUCCCUGGCCGCGCUCAAGAAGGCUUUGGCUGCAGGUGGCUACGAUGUGGAGAAGAACAACAGCCGCAUCAAGCUGGGGCUCAAGAGCCUGGUGAGCAAGGGCACCCUGGUGCAGACCAAGGGCACCGGCGCCUCCGGCUCCUUCAAGCUCAACAAGAAGGCGGCUUCCGGCGAGGCCAAGCCCAAAGCCAAGAAAGCAGGCGCGGCUAAAGCUAAGAAGCCUUCAGGUUCCACCCCGAAAAAGCCUAAGAAGGCUGCGGGGGCCAAGAAGACGGUGAAGAAAACUCCAAAGAAAGCAAAGAAGCCUGCGGCGGCUGGAGUGAAAAAAGCCAAGAGCCCUAAGAAGACCAAGGCAGCCAAGCCUAAAAAGGCAGCUAAGAGCCCGGCAAAGCCUAAGGCUGUGAAGCCAAAGGCAGCCAAGCCUAAAGUUGCCAAGCCUAAGUCAGCUAAGCCUAAAGCUGCUAAGGCGAAGAAAGCUGUUUCCAAAAAGAAGUAGGUUUGCUUCUGACAGCAACCAAGCCCCAAAGGCUCUUUUCAGAGCCACCCAGAGAGCUCUGUGAAUGUAGCUGUACACUGAAUUAGUUUCCGCCUAUGUUUCAGUUGAGCCAACUCCCUCAAACAUUUGGCUGCCUCAAUGGAAUUCAGUUCUUUCCUCUGGAGGACCCACCUCAAACCUUACAUGCUCAAGUUUAUGAAAUCUGCAUCUCCAUUUAGGGGCCCAAAGGGUUCCUUCCUUUGCUACUGCUUAUUUCUGUAUCAGCCAUUAUCACUUUCGGAUCUGCUGCAGCAUCCACUUUAGUCUUCAGGCUGUUACAUGCAAACGGAUGUGACUUUGUGAAUCUGAAAGACCCUUCAGUCUUUCUCUCAGGACCCUUGCCCCAAAGACCACCAGGGAGACAAAGUUCACUGCAAAACGCAAAAGGAUUUUUAUUAAGCCGCCGUGCCAGGGUUCAGCAGCCUUGGGAAGGAGUGGACCCCGAGUAGAAAUUACUGCAAGUUUUUAAAGCCUAAAACUGCAAACCGGGUGGUGGGGGUACAAGGGGAGUUUGGAAAUUGGUGCCAGACCUUCAUGAAUCUCGUAUGCUUGUGGCUGUCUGGUUGACUGACUUGUUAUCUGUCUCUUGCAACAUCUGUGCCUUGGCUGAACUUUGUGAUUGGCCUGGAACCUUGAGGUCUGGGAAAUGUUCCCAAGUCCUUGAAGACUGAGGUCUGGGAAAUAUUUUCAAGUCCUUGAGGACCACCAGGGGAAGAUGUUUAAGUGUAGCUGCUCACAUCCAAGGACAGGACAGCUUAGCAAUUUUCCAACUAUUGGGAGGCUAAUUGUUGGGGCUCUUCAAAUUCACUGCUGACUUGUGAACCUGACUCUAAGGACAUGCUCAGUAAAUAAUGGGAGAUGGAGUGACCUUAACAAAUAAUAAUAAUGACUAUGAUGAUGAUGAUGAUAAUAAUAAUAAUAAUAAUAAAUGACUUCUUGUAGUGGUUUGAAUGAAUGAGUGCUAUCACCCAUUGUCAUGGGUAUUAGAACACUUGGUUCCCAGUUGCUGAUGCUGUUUGGAGAGGUUUAGAAGGUCUUACUGGAGAAAGUUGUCCCUGGAGGGCUGUUGGGCCUAAGAAAGGCUCGGAUGUGAGGCCCAGUGUUACCUCCUGAGCCUGGCUAGAGUUUGGCGACCUGUCUCUAAUCUGUAACCUCCAAGUGGGGGUGACUCAGCCAGACCUGAUGCAAGAUUGCCCCCUGCCUAGCUACCUGCCUGCUUGGUGGAAUAUUAUUGGCCCUUAAUCCUCAUGUCACCUGUCACCUUACCCUAUCCUAUGUUUCCCAGCCCCUACUUCAGUCCUAUGUAAGUUCCUGCCUGUUGGAAUAAACUGAGAUAGGCUUUGACAGA
Molecule: messenger RNA, 2105 nt
Organism: Mesocricetus auratus (golden hamster)
Lineage: Eukaryota; Metazoa; Chordata; Mammalia; Rodentia; Cricetidae
Gene: H1-5
Product: H1.5 linker histone, cluster member
Exons: 2
Coding region: 53-718 (221 amino acids)
Biological process (GO): nucleosome assembly
Cellular component (GO): nucleosome
Molecular function (GO): structural constituent of chromatin; DNA binding
Source: RefSeq, a predicted model, not a curated record